CCCUCUAAAACUACAACAACUGCAGAACCAAAUUCGUCUGGAACAAGAAGGUGGCCAGCGGUACCAUCACCACCAGCAACAUCAAAACCCUCCCCCAUCUCCUCCUUUUCCUCCUCCCCCUUCUUUCCAGGAGCUGGUGUCCAGCCAGUCUGUCACUUCUCCGGUGCAAAUGAGCAUUCUCAACUCCCACACUUCCCCAACCAUGCAGUCAUCCAGCACUUUCAACUACGCCCGGCCUAAACAGUUCAUUGCUGCUCAGAACAUCAGCCCUGCUUCAGGUUAUGUAACUCCUUCAUCUGGCUCUUCCACAUCCAGCCUGCCAUCCCCUAUGUCUCCAACUGCCUCUCAGAAACAAUUUGGCAGAGCACCUGUUCCCCCUUUCUCCCAGCCAUUUGCUCCGGAAGGGGAGUACUUGUGGUCUCCAUCUUCCUCUUCGCCCCCUCCCCCACCUCCACCAGUCUUUAGUCCAACUGCAACAUUUCCAGUUUCUGAUUCCUUCCCACUUCCCCCACCCCCUCCUCCUCCUCUCUCUUCCUCAGUUUCCUCACCUUCCCGCAGCCUUUCUCCAACUGCUAGAUUCUCUAACUCCAGCCAGUCUCCAGCAGCGUUCCUCAGCUCCAUGUUACCAUCCCAGCCACUGCCUAUAUCUGUUAAUGCACUAGGACUUCCAAAAGGUGUUAUGCCUCCGGGAUUUCCAAAGAAAACAGGCAGAACUGCUAGGAUAGCAUCUGAUGAAGAGAUUCAAGGGACAAAAGAUGCUGUCAUACAGGACCUGGAAAGAAAACUUCGUUUCAAGGAAGAACUUUUGAACAAUGGCCAGCCGAGGUUAACAUAUGAGGAGAAGAUGGCACGUCGACUACUGGGUGCUGACAAUGCUGCAACUGUUUUUAGUAUACAGGAACCAGACGAAGAGCCCACUACACAGGAAGCUUGCUCUCUUGGUGCUUCUGUAAUGAGUCCUGUGGAUAAUCAAAAGGAGUAUAAAGUCUCCAGCUUUGAGCAGAGACUGAUCAGUGAGAUUGAAUACCGCCUGGAGAGGUCUCCUGUGGAGGAAUCGGAUGAUGAGGUGCAGCAUGGAGAUGAGCCCACUGAUAACAGUGUGGCACCAUAUUUUGAGAUGAAGCUGAAACAUUACAAAAUCUUUGAAGGAAUGUCAGUCACAUUUACAUGCAGAGUGGCUGGAAAUCCAAAGCCAAAGAUUUAUUGGUUCAAAGAUGGGAAGCAAAUCUCUAAAAGGAGUGAUCACUACAGAAUUCAAAGAGAACCAGAUGGGACCUGCUCUCUCCACACUACAGCCUCCGCCCUGGAUGACGAUGGGAAUUACACUAUCAUGGCUGCCAACCCCCAGGGCAGAAUAAGCUGUACUGGAAGGCUGAUGGUUCAGGCUGUCAAUCAGAGAGGACGGAGUCCUCGAACACCCCCCACCCAGCCUCAUAUCAGAAGACCUCGAUCUCGAUCAAGGGACAGUGGCGAUGAAAAUGAACCAAUUCAGGAACGAUUCUUCCGACCUCAUUUCCUGCAGGCUCCUGGAGACCUGAUUGUUCAAGAAGGAAAACUCUGCAGAAUGGACUGCAAGGUCAGUGGAUUACCAACUCCAGAUCUAAGCUGGCAACUCAAUGGAAGACCAAUUCGUCCUGAUAGUUCUCACAAAAUGUUGGUGCGUGAGAACGGUGUACACUCUCUCAUCAUAGAGCCAGUCACAGCUAGGGAUUCUGGAAUCUACACGUGCAUUGCAACCAAUCGAGCUGGUCAAAACACAUUCAGCCUGGAGCUCAUUGUUGCAGCUAAGGAAGAACACAAGCCACCUGUGUUUAUAGAGAAGCUACAGAACACAGGAGUGGCUGAUGGAUAUCCCGUGCGACUGGAGUGUCGAGUCUCUGGGGUGCCAUACCCUCAGAUAUUUUGGAAGAAAGAGAAUGAGUCACUUACUUACAACACUGAAAGAGUGAGUAUGCACCAGGAUAACCAUGGCUACAUUUGCCUGCUUAUUCAGGGAGCUACAAAAGAAGAUGCUGGUUGGUAUACUGUGUCAGCUAAGAAUGAGGCUGGGAUUGUGUCCUGCACGGCCAGGCUUGAUGUUUAUACUCAGUGGCAACAACAACCUCAAACCACCAAGCCAAAGAAGGUGCGUCCCUCAGCCAGUCGAUAUGCAGCACUUUCUGACCAAGGACUAGACAUCAAGGCAGCAUUCCAGCCUGAAGCAAACCCAGUUCAUCUGACAUUGCAGUGUGGCUUGGUAGAGAGCGAUGACCUGUAGACCCGAGCUGCCAGAUCCAUCAUUUUCUUUCAAAGCAGAAACACUGAAAGCCAUUGCCUUGACCAAUGAUACUUCUAUGUCACUUUAUGUAAAGCCAGACACCUUCAAGUACAAAAAUCCCCAUCAUAACCAUAUAUUUCUUAUUCCUACCAAAUUAGGAUAGGUAGCUGAUUAAAUGUUCACAUUGCACAGAAAAUCACAUUCACUGUUCAGUUCCUUAUGCCUAUAUUGCUAGAACUCUUAUAACCUUUCAUAAAGGCCAAAAUACUUCUGAAAAAUCUGGUUCAGUUAGUAAACAGUACAGUAUUUAUCACAGAGUGCCUUCCUAAGCAAGAUGUAGAUGCUACAUGGUAUUAAUGGUGUGAGAAGUUUCAUUUAAGGCUA
Messenger RNA from Chelonoidis abingdonii (Abingdon island giant tortoise), 2641 nucleotides. Lineage: Eukaryota; Metazoa; Chordata; Testudines; Testudinidae. The record is from RefSeq and is a predicted model, not a curated record.